This is a messenger RNA of Vigna angularis (adzuki bean), 1615 nucleotides long. RefSeq names its product probable serine/threonine-protein kinase PBL19. Bases 267 to 1406 code for a protein of 379 amino acids. Gene Ontology annotation, biological process: protein phosphorylation. The record is from RefSeq and is a predicted model, not a curated record. The transcript is spliced from 4 exons. Gene Ontology annotation, molecular function: ATP binding; protein kinase activity. NCBI's taxonomy places the organism in Eukaryota, Viridiplantae, Streptophyta, Magnoliopsida, Fabales, Fabaceae.
UAACCUUUUAACUGUUAAUGUUAUGUUUCUGUGUAUCAGACGCGGAUUUUCACGCGGUUUUCCUCUCAAUUCCCUUCUUCUUAUUGUUCAAUUUCCUCUGCUACACGGAACAAACCCGUUUCAAUUUUUUCUCUUUCUCCAUUUCAUUCGUUUUCGCAUUUUUCAAACAUAAUUUGCUUCAUCUGUUUUCAUUUUCUCUUGAACGAACCCUCUGUCUUUCUAUACUCUGUUCUGCUGAGAAUUUUAGUAACUUGGAUGAUUAGAAAAUGAACUGUUUGUUCUUCAAAAAGAAAUCAAAAUCCCACCCAGAACUCCCAAAGGGACGGAAGAAGAAAAGCCAGGUUGUGAAUGGAGCACCGAAGUCCCCAAGCUCGGUACCAUCGCCGAGGAGCAUAAAAGAAUUGUACAGAGAGAAGGAACAGAGUUACAGAAUUUUCAGUUUAAAAGAGCUUAUAGAUGCAACAAAUGGUUUCAAUAGCAUGCUGAAGAUUGGAGAAGGUGGUUUUGGAAAAGUAUAUAGAGGAACCAUCAGUCCUAAAGAUGGAGCUUCUCCAAUUGUAGUCGCAAUAAAAAAACUUAACGCGCAUGGCUUACAGGGACACAAAGAAUGGCUUGCAGAAGUUCAAUUUCUGAGCGUUGCUAACCACCCUAAUUUGGUUAAGCUUCUGGGAUACUGCUCAAUAGACAGUAAAAGAGGAAUCCAACGGUUGUUGGUAUAUGAGUUCAUGUCUAACAGGAGUCUGGAAGAUCAUCUUUUCAGUGUUUCUUUACCUCCUUUGCCUUGGCCAACAAGAUUGCAGAUCAUGCUCGGUGCUGCUCAAGGAUUGUAUUAUCUCCACAACGGAUUGGAGAUUCAGGUGAUCUACCGCGAUUUCAAAUCUUCAAACGUGUUGCUGGACAAGCAAUUUCAUCCCAAACUUUCAGAUUUUGGUCUUGCAAGAGAGGGUCCAACAGGUGACAAGACUCAUGUAUCUACUGCGGUAGUGGGGACACAGGGAUAUGCUGCCCCAGAGUACGUUCAGACGGGUCAUCUGAAAGUUCAGAGUGAUAUUUGGAGUUUUGGUGUGGUGCUUUAUGAGAUCCUCACAGGGAGACGUGCAUUGAAUAGAAACCGUCCAAUAGGAGAACAAAAGCUUGUAGAAUGGGUUAAACAUUACCCUGCCAACAGUAGCAGGUUCAGCACCAUCAUCGACCGACGUCUCAAUAACCAAUACUCUCUUGCUGCAGCUCGGAAAGUAGCCAACUUGGCAGAUUGCUGCUUGAAGAAGAAUCCUGAAGACAGACCCUCCAUGAGUCAGAUAGUGGAAACCUUGAACCAAGCAUUGCAGGAUUCACAAACCCAAAACACUUCACCUAAUAACACUCCUAUAUCCACACCAUCCAGAUUGGUCUCAACUGCUAAAUAAAUGAUUAUUUUUUUAGUUUCUAUAAAACUGCAGUAGGAUCUUUUGUGUCAGCGAAUCUGUCCUUAAAAUCUCUUCGAGAUACAAGAGAUUCAACAGGUUAAAGUCUCUUAAGUCAUUUUGUUUUGCCUGAAAUGUACCAUUGAAAAUAUCUGUCACUAAUUGUAUAUUUCCAUCCUCCUCAUUUAGAUUGUAUAUUUUCGAGUUUCUUA